ACCUACAGCGAGAUGUUCGAGAUGUACACUCUGGCCAGGUCACGGGUGUUUCUUUACGUGUGGCUGACGCAUUAUUCCUUCAGACUGUGCGCGAUCGUGUUGACGACGCAUUUCACGAUGAAACAGGUGUUCUCAUGGGUUUCGCGUCUGCCUAAUAGUUUUAAACUGCACGCGUAUAGAACAAAAUCGAUAGUAUCUGACACAAACAAUCGAAUUUUAGACAUCAGCACAAAGGAAGAAUUGCACUUAUUUUCCAAUCAAAUAUUACGUCGUUCAAUGGAAUUCACAACCUGCGAUGUUUUCACAUUAAACGCUCACUUCAUUACUUCUACUAUUUUUGCAGUUAUAACAUAUUUCAUUGUGUUGUUUCAAUAUGUUCGCUAAAUGAAAGAAAAUGGAAAAAU
Molecule: messenger RNA, 404 nt
Organism: Diuraphis noxia (Russian wheat aphid)
Lineage: Eukaryota; Metazoa; Arthropoda; Insecta; Hemiptera; Aphididae
Biological process (GO): male courtship behavior; chemosensory behavior; sensory perception of taste
Cellular component (GO): dendrite; neuronal cell body; membrane
Source: RefSeq, a predicted model, not a curated record